This is a messenger RNA of Pseudovirgaria hyperparasitica, 668 nucleotides long. RefSeq lists its product as uncharacterized. The transcript has a single exon. The coding region runs from base 56 to 439 and encodes 127 amino acids. Lineage: Eukaryota; Fungi; Ascomycota; Dothideomycetes; Acrospermales; Acrospermaceae. The record is from RefSeq and is a predicted model, not a curated record.
GGUUACCCGCGUCACUUGUUGCCUGCUGCCUGCCAACGUACCACAACCAGAAUGGAUGGGUUUCCUUGGUCGCAACCUCACUCUUCCCUCACUGGCCAGUGCUUCUUCACAACAGCUUACUUGCAGGCCUCUUGUUGCCCCAGUAGCCCUCAGAUGGCUGCAUGCAUCGCCGGUGAAGCAAAUAUGGAAUAUCGAUCGUCACAAGACUCUACAUAUCUCACCUCAUGCUGUCGUUUGCCUGCAUGAACUUUACCGAGCCAGUAUAACUCGUUCGAUCAGGACUGGUCACUUCCUAUGCCAUAGCUUUAAGGCAAAUAUUCCUCUCUAUAUCCUUGACAGGAGGGCUAGGCUGACCUAUCACAGACGGAAACUUCCUGCUCACGCGAGAUGUUGCUCAUCACUAGCCUCUAGUAGCUCCGUGGUGAAGCCUGCCGUUUAACCUGCCUCUCAAGAGGUCUUUGAAGCCAUGCUGCUGAUGCAAAGUAGAAUCUGCGGGCAUAAUCUGUACAGCCGUAGUUGAGCCUCCAGCAGGACUUACUUAAACCAGGCGCACACCUCCAAAAGUUCGAAUUCUACAUUCGUUACCACUCUUGUUUUAAGCUACAUCAUCCAAUGUGCUGAUGAGGCUUGCAAACGAGGCAAAAUGAAGCUUCACCAACUGGGUCGUU